UCCCAAUAGCCCACUUCGCAGUUCCUACUACCAAUUGUGUUUUAGUACACUCAACCCUCAAACCCCAUGGAUCCCAAGUUCAAUGGCGACUGGAGUGCCAAUGAGAUCGAGAUGGUGAGAUCAAUCAUAGCUAGUCACGACGCCAACAGCAGUUGCACCAACAACAGGAAUGCUAAGCACUAUGGCAUUGUAGAUGAGCUCCAUGCUAGAUUCCCAAGGAAGAAUAAGCGUCAGGUAAUUGACUUGUAUGUUGAUCUUGUGGUUGAGAUGCUAAAUGCAAUGGAGAUGAGCAGCAACCAACUGCCUAUGAUGAGCAACGACCUUGUGGUCGACAAUUUUGGAGUGAUGGUGGAGAACCCAGGCAUGCACAGCAUGGAUCUGUUUCCUAGUUACUUAAUAGAUGAGAUGAAGGCAAAGAGGACGGUGGAGGAACAACACCAUAGGCAAGUUGUUGUUCCUCAAGAGGACAAGCAACGCGCAAGGAGGUUUUGGACUCUGGCUGAGCACAGGAAUUUCCUGCUUGGCUUGCGAGCGUAUGGACGUGGUAAUUGGAAAAACAUCUCCAAGGACUUCGUCACCACUAAAACGCCAGUGCAAGUCUCCAGCCAUGCACAGAAGUUCUUUCGUAGGCAGGAGAGCACCACAAAGAAGCAGCGCUACAGCAUCAAUGACGUCAGCCUCUAUGACGCUAAGCUAUGGGUGCAGGACAACUCCUCUAGCUGGGAGGCUUUCACUAGCAAUGCUUACAACCCAUACUCUUAUGGCUUUGGUGGCCAGCUCACCAUGGACAACCUCACACAGGUUUAUUCAGCCAGUCAGGCGAGCAACAACCAGACACUCACCUGGACUGGAGAUCAGCAGACAUCGAGUCCUUCUGCAGCUCCUACGACGGAGGAGGAUGGGACCCAAAUGGAAUGGACCAAUUAUUAUUAGCUUGGAGACUGUGUCCCUAAGUGGUGAAUAGACAUGAGCAACAUAAUGUAGUAGUUGCUACAUAUGGUUUAGUAUAUCCUAUGAUGCAUGGACACCUAUCUCGUUGAAGACAAUAUGUAUGGUAGUUUUAAGUGUUUGUACCUCAAAUAGUUCCAUUGUCAUGCACUUUGCAAUGAACUAGUAUCAAUGUGGUCCCAUUAUAUGUAUG
Messenger RNA from Sorghum bicolor (sorghum), 1141 nucleotides. Its product is annotated as transcription factor SRM1. Gene Ontology annotation, molecular function: DNA binding. The record is from RefSeq and is a predicted model, not a curated record. The transcript has 2 exons. Lineage: Eukaryota; Viridiplantae; Streptophyta; Magnoliopsida; Poales; Poaceae. Bases 67 to 933 code for a protein of 288 amino acids.